Branchiostoma belcheri (Belcher's lancelet) is the source of this 2814-nucleotide messenger RNA. Its product is annotated as proton-coupled folate transporter-like. Gene Ontology annotation, cellular component: membrane. The coding region runs from base 347 to 1792 and encodes 481 amino acids. NCBI's taxonomy places the organism in Eukaryota, Metazoa, Chordata, Leptocardii, Amphioxiformes, Branchiostomatidae. Gene Ontology annotation, molecular function: transmembrane transporter activity. The transcript has 11 exons. Gene Ontology annotation, biological process: transmembrane transport. The record is from RefSeq and is a predicted model, not a curated record.
GUUACGCCGAAGGGCGGUUAUCCCUGAUACCAUGCUGAUACCGGCUAUACAGAUACAAAUACAGAUUUGACCUGUUGCGUCAUUCCGUACACAAUGACCUAGUUUCCUGGCCAGUAAUACUACACUCGUGACUGACUGAAUGCAUCUCGUUAGCCAUUAGCAGCGAGGUCGUUACCGGAAGAAAGAACGGCUGCCACCCGGAGUCGCCUUCCCUUCAUUACGAGCUUUUCACCGGCAUCAAAACCAAAGCGGGUAGCUGUGUAAGGAAUCAGAGAAACCAGGAUGGGUGUCCAGGCCGCAGAAGGUUGGUCAAAGAAACAUCUGUUGAACUGACCUGACGGUCAAAAUGUCGGCUGAAAAAGAAGAGGUGGAAGUAAUUGGUACAGCAGCGCCCCCUGCCGACCAUGUAUCCACCAGGGUGAAACCGUACUGUCCCGUGACGAUUGAGCCGAUUGUAUUCUUCUUGAUAUUGUCGGUAGUCAUGGUCCUGCCGCUGCAGCAACAGUACAUCUACUACAGACUGGGGAACAACACUCUUCCCUCCACGUCAGGAUGUGAUGUCAACGCAUCUCAUCCUGCCAGCAAGGAAAGUAAGAAGGUGCAGGAAGAAUCCGCGGACUGGCUGACGUACAUCAGAUUCAGCAUCACGUUCCCGUCCCUGCUGGCCGUGCUGGUGCUCGGGUCGCUGUCAGACAGACUCGGGCGGAAGGUCACACUCAUCGCCCCCCUUAUCGGUACUUUGGCCUGGCUCCUACUGAGCGCAUUCGUCGUCUAUUUGGACCUUCCACUACCGAUAUUCCUCGUAGGCGGUUUGAUGUUUGGUGUGAUGGGCGGCUCCGCGUCCUUCAUCACGGGCUGUGUUUCAUACAUAGCUGACAUCACGGACGAAGGGAAGAGCAGAGAUGUUCGCCUCGCCAUCGUGACAAGUGCCGCCGGUUUGGCUUUGAUCCCUGCUGUACUGGUGGGUGGUUAUUGGUUAAAAGGUGUCGGGCCUCCUCUUGGAUUCCAAGAACCUUAUUGGUUUGCUGUUGGGCUGAUGGUGUUUUGUCUCUUAUACGCCCUGUUUGCGUUAAAAGAAACGCGCCCAAAACAACCAGGAAGUAAAAUAUGCUCACUUUCGUACAUAAAAAACAUAGUGACUCUUGUAAAAAGGGUUCGAAAGCCGCAAAGGUGGAUCAUGGCUACCGUCGUGCUUGUGUACUUCCUGGCCCAUAGUGUCCAAGAGUCAGUGUCGGGAGUGAGAACCAUCAUCCUUCUGUCGCCGCCAUAUUGCUGGGACCCGGUCCUGCUAGGUUUCCAAGGCGCUGUUGUAGGCUCUGCUUACGUCAUGUCUGUGGUGGGGAUCAAAGUACUGGGGAGGUGGCUGUCGUCAUACGGAUUGGUCCAGGUUGGCUGCUUCGCGGCAAUAAGUGGACUGGUACUUCAAGCCCUGGCUGUCUACACUUCUGAUCGCACCUUGACAUUCUUCAUAGCGUUAAGUCUCAGCUGUCUACAGACGAUGCCUUCUCCCAUCCUGCUGGCGGUUUUGUCUAGGAUGGUCAGUCGUGACGACCAAGGUACACUGUUUGCCCUACUGGCUUUCGUGGACAACAUCGGGGACCUCCUUUUCGUCUUCUUCUUGAAUUUCCUUUACGGAUCUACGCUGAGCUUCUUGCCUGGUUUCGUGUUCCUGCUUUGUGCGGGGAUAUACCUGGUCUGCUCCAUCCUGAUAGGGGUUCUCCAGUGUUGCGACACAUCGACGGAUUACGAGAGGAUCCCUGAAGCCAUCAACAGGGACAUUGGACCAAUCUAACUAUAUAUAAGACAGCAUAGACGAAAGCUUACCUCUUUUAACGCACAAGUAUGACCAUACUAUACUAUAUAAGACAAUAUAACCUAUAGACAUUUGUAAACUACAUCUAACAGGUGAAUUCGUAAAUCUUUAUACGCCAGUCAUUAUAUUUCAAACCACAAGUACACCUCCGAAUGUCUAUCCGUAUAUUCAACGGACCUUAACAGAGUUUAGGCAAGCCACAAGGCGUAAUGUCGCCAAUGGUGUUGGGUGUACAAUUUCUCAACCUUUGUAUAUUUCCAUCACAAAUGGCGUGGGUGGCGUCUUUCCGUUGGGUAGAAAGGGCAUAUAUAGCUCUGAUAACAUUUCUCGUAUACUUAUAUGAGUGUAUAUAUAGCUCUGAUAACAUUUUUUCGUAUAUUUAUAUGAAUGCAUAGAAAGCCCUGAUAACAUUUCUCAUAUAUUUAUAUGAGUACAUAGAUAGCUCUGAUAACAUGACUCGUAUAUUUAUUAUAUUUAUAUGGUAUAACGUUAGACGUGUAUGUAUAUGGACGUCACUCUUGACAGUUGUGGAUAUCGUUGAUCAAGCAAUCAGGUAUGGUGAAUAUGCUCUUGGGUUCAAUUCAAAACGCCAUGUAAAGAUCAUGAGAGUGAUGAAACAAUCUGAACUGUUUCUGCCGCAGCACAGUUCAGUGUGUAUUGUGUCACAGACAUUCCAGUGAAAGUGUGUAUUGUCUGGAUGUAAAGACAAAGCCGGUACGGAUACACACUACGUACACGUAAUGAUGCGGCAAACAUGUAACAAUACCAGCGGAAGUACGCCGUCUAUCGGUACGUCCGGGAGUAAUGAGGUGAUUUGUCUUGACGAUUAUGUCGUUGGGCGGAAACAAUGCGUCGUUCAUUUGCAAACACGACAGUAUUGUCCGAACCCCGACAGGUAGUCGGUAGUACAGAGUUGUCUUUGCUCGCACAGAAAUGUUUAUUGAAUCAUGGAGACACAGCACAGAAUGCGCACAGUCGAAUAAAAUUCGAAUGAAUCAGAA